UAGUGCCUGAAAGAUGACCCAAUAUAUACACUACAAACUGGUUUGAGAAGGCUAUAUCAUGUAUCAUAUAUUCAUAUGGGUCUGUUCUUGGGAGAGUUCGAUGAGAAUGAAGUUGAGUUUAGCGCGUAUAUUAUGUGUGAGGACUAUGGGGGUGAUGAUGUUGCUACUAUUAGGUUGUGAACUGACUGGGAAGGCAUUAGGAUGUAAGGAGAGUGAGAGACUGGGGCUGCUUAACGUCAAAGCCGCCUUCAACUUCCCGAAUGGAACCGCUCUUCCAACAUGGCGUGCUGAUAAGGAAGACUGCUGCCAAUGGGAGGGAAUUGAGUGCAGCAACAUCAGUAAUACUAUGCAGGUGACGAAGCUCCAACUCUCUGGACUCCCGCAGCCGAGGUCUCUUGAUGCUGGUGCGCUCUUCCCCAAUGGCUUGUGCGAAUUGGCAAGCCUUGGCAAGCCUUGAGACGUUGUCUAUCAGUGGGAAUGAACUCGCCGGCAGCAUUCCACGCUGCCUUUUCAACAUGACCACCCUUCAUACCCUCGACCUUUCUUAUAACCAUUUCGGAGGUGCCAUUCCACCUUCACUCUUCUCCAGCCUCAAGCUGCUUGAAUCUCUCUCUCUUUCCGGCAAUGCUUUUGAAGGCUCAUUUUCAUUUGCUUCACUGGCAAACAGCUCUAGGCUCAAAGCGUUCGAUCUCAUAGACAAUUACCAUAGACUGAGUCUCGAAACAGAGGAUGCUCCAUAUGCUUCGUCAUGUCAGUUAGUCCUCUUUCGCUUAUCAAACUGCAUUCCCAGCAGCACGCAUGGUUUUGUUCCCAGUUUUCUAAUGGAGCAGCAUGACCUGGAAAUAUUUGAACUCUUCAAUUGUCGCUUGGAGGGAAAGUUACCAAGUUGGUUACUGGAGAACAAUACAAAUCUAGCUUUCUUUAAUCUGAUGGGUAACUCUUUCUCGGGUAACUUCAGCUUGAAUUCCAGCCUCACCAAUUCUAACAUGCAGUUGAUCGAUCUGUCCUCCAAUUCUUUGGAAGGAGAGCUCCCUUCCUACUUUGGCAACAUCUUUCCGUAUUUAGGGAAUCUGAAUGUAUCCGGAAAUUCCAUGCAAGGUAGAAUCCCUUCUUCAAUGUGCCUCACUGGAAGGUUUUUGAUGAUGUUAGACUUAUCGACUAACAGAUUCAUAGGAGAGCUACCAGAGCAGCUAAUUGGCUGUGAAACACUACUAUACUUGAUUUUGGCAAACAAUAAUUUGAGUGGCCAGAUACUACCAAGAGCAGCAAACAUGCCAAGUUUGAAUUAUCUAUCCUUGAGCGACAAUCAGUUCUACGGGGAGAUUUCAACAGGGUUGCUCAAUAGCCCAGACUUCAUGUUUCAACAGAUUGGCAUUCGCGAAUUCACAAGUUCCCGAUGGGACAUUUACAAUAUCCCGCUAUAGCUUUGCAUGGGCGCUUGCUUCCCCAUUUCCUUAUGCCAGUACUCCUCGUGUGGGUGGGAAUGGUGUAGAAGUGCCGUUUACAUCGAAGCAUAGGUUGGAACCAUAUGGAGGUCGAGUUUUGCCCGUGAUGUCUGGGCUGGACCUCUCUCGCAAUAAUUUGUCCGGCUCCAUUCCCCUCCAACUUGGCAAUUUGAGUGAUAUUCGUUCACUGAACCUCUCGUACAAUCAUUUGAGUGGAUCAAUUCCGGUUACAAUCUCUAAAUUGGACCAAAUAGAGUGUCUAGACCUCUCACACAACAACUUAAGUGGUGAGAUACCACAGCGAUUGAUAGAGCUCUACAGGUUAUCGACGUUCAGUGUGGCCUACAACAACCUGUCCGGCCGGACACCGGAGCCGAAAUAUCAGUUCGCGACCUUUUAUAAAGAGAGUUACGAAGGUAACCCCUUUCUAUGUGGGUGGCAACUGGGGAAUUGCAGCACUUCGGGGGGGAUCGCCAACACCGCCACCUGCAGAGCAUCAAGAGGACAUCUUCAGAACCGCCUUCACAUGGAGCUUUGCCGGAUCGUAUGCCAUGGCAUUCGUCGGAACUGUCAUCGCCCUCUGUCUCAGCUCAUACUGUUGGACUGUCUUCUUUGAUUUCAUUUAUAGGCACAUCCCGUCAUCCCGUACUUUUAUUGAUAGGCUUUUUACUAUGCACUGAAUAAGAAGAAGUCCCUCUAUGUCCUCUAAAAUAUGCAAUAUAUGUUUUUCUGAUGUUAUUUUUUAUGGCAACUAGUAGUAUAGUACGUGCGUUGCACGUGCUUCACGUAAUAAAAAGUUAUGCUAUUCUAAUCACAAGAAAUAAUGACAAAUUUUGGUUUACGUGCUAAAAAAGCAAUUAUUGAAAUCAAACUGAGCCUUUCGGAUUAAGUUUUCUGAACAUUCCAAUUAGUUAAGGAGAUAUGUUGAUAUUUUUUUUUUCUU
Punica granatum (pomegranate) is the source of this 2388-nucleotide messenger RNA. The record is from RefSeq and is a predicted model, not a curated record. Lineage: Eukaryota; Viridiplantae; Streptophyta; Magnoliopsida; Myrtales; Lythraceae.